AUGACGCUACAGUACCGCCAGUGUCUCCGCGGCGGCGUGGCGGCGGUGCAGGACAGGACCGACCUUAUCUCGCCUACGGCUCGUGUUGCAGGGGGCGCGCGCCGCGCCGCCGCGCGCCGCCAGUGGGUGCCGGUUGGUAGUGGCGAGAGCAGUGCGCCGGCGCGCGGUGCACUCCUGUCGACGUCGACGGGCCGACGGAGAGGUGGAGGACGAGCCGACACCCUGGAGCGGGAGCAGUGCGCCGGGCGCGGCGACGGAACGGCCGCCGCAGGUGCCGUCGGAGGCUGUCCGCCGCCCGCCGCGCUGGACAACGACAAGGAUGACGGUGCUGUGAUGGAGGCCGACGCUCGGGAAGAGACGCACCCGUCGUCUCAGGCCAUCAACCUGAGCUCGUCACGCGCCCGGCCGGUGCCCGUUAACGGUCUGGAGCCGCUCGACCCGCCGGUGAGCUCGGUCAUCAGGAGUACCAGUCGGGCGGCUAGACCGGCGUCCCCUUCGGCCAAGAGCCAUGACUCGGCGGGCGGCGGCACGUCUAUGAUGAUGCCCCCCGGCCUCCAGCACAUGCAGCAGCUCAUUCAGCACCAGCUGAGUCCGGCGCAGUUCCAGAACUUUUUCCAGCAGCAGGGACUCCUGAUGCAGCAACAGCAACAUCAGUUGGCCGAGCUGAGUAAGAAACAGACCGAGGACGCUGUGCGGCAGCUGCAGGAGCAGCUCCAGAUCACCAUGUACCAGCAGACGCAGGUGGCUCACGACAAGAGCAAGUCGGCGGCGCUGUCGCUGCACCACUCGCAGCUGAUGCAGCAGAUGCACAUGUUGCAGCAGCGCUACCUGCUGCACCAGGCGGGCAUGGCGCAGCCGCCCGUCACCUCGGCAGGUCUGUCGGUGAGUGAGGCGGGCGGCGCGUCCUGGACGGACAAAGCCUCGGACCGCCGCUCGGACGGCUCGUCCCCGCCGUACAGCUCGAGUCGCUCGCCGCCGCCGCUGCAGCCGCUGGCCGGCGCCAACGGCCUCCUGCCGGCACUCACCAACGGCCGCUGGGACACCCGCAACGGUACCGACGAGGAGCGUCACGCGCCGCCGCCGCCCCCGCCGCCACCGGCAGAGGAGGAGGACCUGACGGCCAAGACGGGGCCGCUCUUCAGUAACGGCAUCUGCAACUGGCCCGGCUGCGAGGCCGCCUGUCCCGACCGGCCGGCCUUCCUCAAGCACCUGAACUCGGAGCACCGUCUGGAUGACCGGUCGACGGCGCACGUCCGAGUCCAAAUGCAGGUCGUGCAGCAGAUGGAGACCAACCUGGCCAAGGAGAAGGCGCGGCUCUCGGCCAUGAUGGCCCACCUGCACAUGACGAGAGAGAGGAUAGAAGAAGCCAAAACUGAGCCGCCGAUGGCCACUAGCCUGCCGCAGGUGACGGCGGCCAUGUUCCCUGCCUCGGCGCCGCCGGGCCAACUGCUCUCCGGUAACCCGUUCCUGCGGACGGCCAUGCUGCACGGCCACCAGCCGCCGCCGCCGCCGCCGCCGCCGUCCAGCCUGCCGCCGGCCGGCCGACGGCGGGUCACCGACAAACCCAUCUCAGCCAGUCCGUAUGAGGAGUCGCCGGCUCAGCGGAGGCGAGCGGCGGAGCGGUCUGGACAGGACAUCACUGAAGAGCUCGGUCGCAACAGGGAGUUCUACCUGACUACGGACAUCCGGCCACCGUUUACGUACGCGUCUCUGAUCAGACAGGCGAUCAUCGAGUCUCCGGACAAGCAGCUGACGCUGAACGAGAUCUACAGCUGGUUCCAGGGCACGUUCGCCUAUUUCCGGCGCAACGCCGCCACCUGGAAGAACGCGAUCCGCACCAAUCUCUCCCUCCACAAGUGUUUCGUGAGGUAUGAAGACGACUUUGGUUCAUACUGGACGGUCGAUGAUGACGAGUUCGUCAACCGGCGCCACCUGUCCAGAGGCCGGCCCAGAAAGCCCGUGUCCGGGCCAGCCAAGGAUCAGGCGCGCAGCCCGACCCUGUCCAGUAGUCCGACACUGUACGGCGACGCCAUCAAUGCCAGUCUACAGUCGGCGCUGGCCGACUCAACUCUGCCGUUCAUGGCAAACGCGGCCGACCGGCUGCGGGAGCUGCGGGAGCGCGAGGCGCCCACUCUGCUGGGACUGCACCGGCGUGCGUCGCCCUCGCCGCCCAGACACUACCGGCCAGCUAGCGCCAGUCCGGAGCGCGAGCCGCGGCCAGCCGACCAGUUCUCCCAGACGGCCGUCAAGCCCGACUACGACGGCGAGGCCAGCGGCGACGGCGACUCGUCCCGGGACGGCGCCGCCAGCCGCGACACGGGCCUGCCGACGGCCAUCUCACGGGCAGAGCAGGACCUCGGCCUGUCUCUGGUGAAGUCCGAGUACGUCCCAGAGGGCAGUCAGUCGAUGCCGGAGACGGCGACGGCGUGAAGAGCGCCCGCCAGCAAUACAGACACCUCCCGGAGACGGGCCCAGCCGCCCGGCUCCAACGCUCAGCGCGCGCAGAGGACCAGCGCCGCCUAGCGGCAUCCCUGCGCACUUCACUGUGACCGCUCGGCGGAUAGAUGGCGCCAUACGGCGCCGGACGCUCGCUCGCGCCCGUCUCAAAUCAAACGCCCCGCUCGGGGGCGGACAGGCGGCGCUCGCGCGCAGUGUGCAACGCCGCCCGGCGCGGGCGCGCGAGACAGACAGACGGACAGACACUGUGCGCCGCGGGUUUUGUACCUGUGGGCCUGUUGUGUACAGCUGUUCCACCUCAUUCUACGGGUUUCGUUGCGGCCGUGCGGUCGCCGCCGCUGGUGUGCGUGUGUUGCGUUGUGUUUGGUUUGUGGCCACCGCUCCGGUGGCCGGCCGCCCUCUUGUCUGCCUGCCUGGCGUGCGGUGGCGCUCGGCGCCGCCGCGCGGCGCCAGUAGUCCCCAUCGGUACACCCAGUACAAAGCUUGCAAAGAUGCGCGUGUCGAUGCCAUAGGAUCUCCCGGCCAGUGCAGGGGCCGGCCGGCCCCCGGCACCUCUCCAUAACUAGUGUCAUUGUCAGACUGCGCAACUGUGAGUCGCGUCCGCUCGGCGGGGGCGGACAGACGGACCGAGUACGAGCGCGCCAGGCGGGCUCGGAGCCCGCGCUGUCGGGGUCGGAGUGGGGCGGGUGGCGCUUUGAGCUUAGGAGGGCGCCGCGCACGCCGUCCGCCGGUGCAUCAGGGAUGAUUAUCGGGUCCGCGCGCUGCGCUCGCGCUCUCGCCAGUUCCGUUUCCCGGGGCGUCCGCUGGUGCCAAUCGCCACGAGCCGGGCGCCGUCUGUGUUUCGACAUUCCCGGUCGGGCGGCGGCACCGCUCGGCCGUCCGGAGGCGCCCAGCGCUUUGUGUGAUGUUCGACCGACCGGCCUCCUCGGGGUCACCUCCUCUCAAAGACGCGCGCAUCUCAGCCCGACAGUGAUUCGCCUACCGUUUCCAAGCUGUCUCCACUUAAAACGCCGGCCAAAGACCAAUCAAAACUCGGCAGUUCUCUACAACUGGCGGCGCGCGGUGCAAUGGCGCUCCGUUCGGAAAUUCUCUCGCGCGCGCGGCAGACGGCGGCAGGCUGGCGCGCGUGCAGUUUACCUCCCACUGUUGUGACGACAGAAAGCUGACGCUUUUAGUUCCUAGUUCCGGCACGGAUUGUGAGGGCUCCAAAAGAGAGAGAGGGGACGGGUGGGAACUAGGGAGGAGCGAGUGUCCUCCAUAUCAGUUGCCUGUGUAGUACAGUGGUUAACAAUAGACAAUAAACGCUUCUCAUCGGCG
Amphibalanus amphitrite is the source of this 3774-nucleotide messenger RNA. Its product is annotated as forkhead box protein P1-like. Gene Ontology annotation, biological process: regulation of transcription by RNA polymerase II. Lineage: Eukaryota; Metazoa; Arthropoda; Thecostraca; Balanomorpha; Balanidae. The record is from RefSeq and is a predicted model, not a curated record. The transcript is spliced from 18 exons. Gene Ontology annotation, cellular component: nucleus. The coding region runs from base 1 to 2430 and encodes 809 amino acids. Gene Ontology annotation, molecular function: RNA polymerase II cis-regulatory region sequence-specific DNA binding; DNA-binding transcription factor activity, RNA polymerase II-specific.